Cotesia congregata is the source of this 2586-nucleotide messenger RNA. NCBI's taxonomy places the organism in Eukaryota, Metazoa, Arthropoda, Insecta, Hymenoptera, Braconidae. The record is from the annotation of a GenBank genome assembly.
AUGGGCCCCAUGGUUCAUAUCCAGUGUCCAGAGCUUCGCAACGGAGGCAUAAAUGCACUCUUAGACACUGGAUCAGAUUAUAAUUUAAUCUGUGUCGAGGCUUUAAAAGACAAUAUUUUAUGCAACAACGAUAAAGUGGGCUCAGUCGAAGGAAUAACUUCUAGUUCGAUGCCCAUAUCCGGCACAAUAAUCUUGAAAAUUCUCGGAAUCAAUGUCUUCUUUCAUAUAGUCCCAGCGCCUCCAGGUGGCUAUAAGGCUAUCCUAGGGAAUGAUUUUUUUAUCAAAGAACGAGUAAAAAUCUCUUUCUUCUGGAACACACUGGUUAGUAAACACAAUCUCAUAAAACCAAUCCCAAUUAUAAAUCCCCGCCGUUCCAAAAAGCCCAAAAUCCUUGCUCUUGGAACGGGCCCAAAAAUUUACUUACCGUGUAACUCUCUCAUUGGAAACUAUCAGCGCUUCCUUGUUGACACAGGGGGGGACGCUUGCCUUAUCAACGCGUCAGCCCUUCGUUUAGAAGUUCCAAUUGAUACGGAGAGAGCUACUACCUUUCGAGGAAUCGACGAUAACUCUUUUAAAACUUUAGGCAUAGUAACGCUUAAAAUUCUAGGCAUGGAUGUUGAAUUUCAUGUCUGUGGCGAAGAUUUACCACUCCCAGGAGUAGGAAUUCUUGGAAAUAACCUCCUUGAACAGGAAAAGGCCGAAAUUUCUUAUCAUACACAGAACAUUUCGUUUCUCUCAAAACCAAAUAAAACAAUUCACUUUAGCCUUGAACAAGAACAAUCUUCACGAUAUACAAUUCCCCUACGCAUGAGAGUGGCAGUAGCCAUCCCUAUUAAAAACCCCAAAAAAAAAGAGGGCUACCUCCCACGAGUAAACCUCCCUAAGGGAGUAUUGUGUGGAGAAGCGGCAGUCAGGGUGGAGGAUGGGUACGCCAUGUGCAUGGUCAUUAACCUCAAUUCAGAGCCAGCCGAAAUAGCCAUAAAACGUCCUGGAAGGCCGAAAGGGGUUAAAAAUAAGCCCAGAAUUAAAAGCGCUCCCGAAAUUAGAGAUACAAUUGCCUCCCGACUCCGGCAGAGAAAAAUUGGAAGCACUCGCGUUCCACCCAAUGCUAAUUAUAAAGAAUCCAGUAUCACAGAAGAGAGCCAGCCGGAAGAAACUCAAGAAAUAGCUCAAACCUCGGAACAGGGGGACGAUGAUGUCUUCGAAAAGGAACUCCCUGCAACAAUUGAUUCCACUCCACGCGAAAUAGACGCCAGUCUAGAAGCCGACGGAGAAGAAGAGCCCGAAAAACAACUCGCUACGCCACGAGCGCGGAGGAAAACUCAAGAGCUAAUAAAAAUGUUCGACCAACUGCUCGAAAGAAGGCCUAUCACUUGGAGAGAAAAAGAUAUGAUAGAUGAUCCGAAAAAUCAACGAACUCCCAGCGAGUUAAAAGUUCAAAAGAUAGUCAAUUCUCGACUGGCAAAAGAAAUUCGAGAAUCCAUGGACGAGAUCCCAAUCUUCGAUCUUGAUGCAUCAGCUAAUCCGAACUUACCAAUGUUUUCUGAUAGAGAAUCAGAAGAAGACAAUAAUGAACUCAAUGAGUUCUUAAGAGAGAAUGAUGUUGAAACUGACACCUCAACUAACGAAGUUAGUAUUGAUGAUACCAACGAGCCCGACGAAAGUUAUCUAACUCCGGCCAGACCAAGUACAUCUAACCGAUUUAGAGGCUAUAUGAACGAUGGUCCAUUACCGAAAACACCUCUCUGGGCAAGAACAUUGAUCCCGGAUGAAUUAAAUAGAAUGGGAAUCCGGUACGAUCACGCAACACAGGACGUAACUUUAGACGAGCUCGUAAGAAGAGAAUCUACUGACCCAGCACAACAGCGGCAGGCUGUUGAACCGUCAGCUGACAACACAAGGCCAACGGAACCCGAUAUCGAAAAUCCAGAUAAAUUUCCGACGACAGAAAGCGAGCUCCCUGAUCAAGACAAAAAUCUAGAAUUCGGAAAAACUCCUCCAGAGUCAUCUGAAAACUCCAGUGAUACACCAGAUGGCUCAAGAAAAACCGACCCAUCUCCUCUUAAAUCGAAUUACCCCCAAAUUUCAGUCUCUGAUCCCCCAACUUCGGAUCAAGCAGAGGAGAUUCUCUCAGAAAGACGAGGCAGGCCAAAAAUUUCUUCAUCUUCGUCAUCAGAUGAAGAAGGCCCACCUAAAGGCCGUGUAAAUAACAUCAAAUUCAUGAAUAGUCGUGAUGGCCUCACGUACGCCCGAGAUCACAUGGUACAUUUUCUCGCAGCCGAUUGCGAGGUCAUUAAACCCGUGGCUAAGUUGCUGCGAGACGUGAAGUUUAUCAACGCCGAAGAUCAUCUUGCAGCUAAGCCUAAAAAGGGUGACGUAUUCGUCACCAAACUAGGUCGCUGUAAAAUAUUUACAGUUUUUAUAAAAACUUAUCAUUUUGAGAAAAUAGAACCCAUCCAUCUUGUCGAAGGCCUGAGAAGCCUACGCCAGUCGAUGCAUAAAUACCAAAUUCACUGUCUCCGAUGUUCGAAACAGGGCGAUGAAUUUGUUGACCUAGACAUAAAGAAAUAUUUAGAACAGGAACUG